Solenopsis invicta (red fire ant) is the source of this 2034-nucleotide messenger RNA. RefSeq names its product arginine kinase Lit v 2.0101. NCBI's taxonomy places the organism in Eukaryota, Metazoa, Arthropoda, Insecta, Hymenoptera, Formicidae. The transcript has a single exon. Gene Ontology annotation, biological process: phosphocreatine biosynthetic process. Gene Ontology annotation, molecular function: creatine kinase activity. The coding region runs from base 60 to 1262 and encodes 400 amino acids. The record is from RefSeq and is a predicted model, not a curated record.
UUGUCACUCGUUGCCUGAAACGGCCCAUAUUCGAUUUGCUAAAGCACCGUGUGACUCGCAUGGAUCACAAUCUUUUUGACGUGAUCUGGCCUUCUGUGAAAAAGUACGGUAGCAUCACGGCCAACGGUGACAAGACCAGCGGCAGCGCUUACUCGAACAUCAGCAGCGUCGUGGACGAAGAUCACGGUUACGGGGUGGUCGCGCCCGAUUUUGAAAGUUAUGUCGUCUUUUCGGAGUUUUUCGAUCCCUUUGUUCGGGAGCUGCAUUGCGUAACCAUGAGCGGCGACCUACCCGAUCACCCGUCACCACAUUUCUUCAACAUCAACGUAGAUACCGAGGAGGAUGAAGAAGCCCAGCCGGAUGAAUCGAUCGUCUCCGCGAUCGAACAGUACGAUCUAGAUCCGACCAAUAAAUUUGUCCAAGCUGGUAUUUUAGAGUGUACGCGGAAUCUAGCCAAUUACACCUUACCAUUGACUUUGACGGUCAAUCAACUGGAAGAAGUCGAGAGGGAAAUCACCAAUCAACUAAUGAGUCCAGAGAUAAGUGUCCUGAUGGCUGAAGGUAGCAGCGAAGACGAGGCCGGCACGUAUUUCACACUCAACGAAAUUCUCGAACAACCCAGUCGAAUACGGGCGCAACUGGCGGCAGCUGGGUUACUAUUGCCGAUCACAGAGGUCGAAGUGAACGACGACCGGCGUCUUCACGGCAAGCACUGGCCUUACGGACGCGGUGUGUACGUCACCACCGCUGGCGAUCUCGCCGCAUGGGUGAACGUCCAGGAUCACUUGAGGAUCAUUUGUCGCACCAACGAGAACCGGCCAGGCCUGUUGGGUCGCGCCUAUGUCAGAGUGGCUAAACUCAUGCUGAUAUUCGAUCAGAGGCUGAAGUUUAAACGGGAUGAGAAGCUGGGUUUCUUGACCGCGCGUCCGCACACUCUCGGCAACACCAUCAGAUUCUGCCUGAUCUUGCGAUUCCCUGAACUUUCGAAAACGCCUGAAAAUUUGAAGCACCUAUGCGUGACGCGCGGCCUGAACGUACGCGACACCGUGAAGAGCGACAUGGUGAGGGUCGGUAAUCAGCAAUCGCUAAGCAUUACCGAACUACAAACCCUUCAGGACUUUUCCAAAGCGGUGCACAAUAUCAUUACGCUGGAGAAGGAAUUGUCUGUGAACAAUUCGAUGAAGAUCGCCAAUCUCAUCACCGGCAUAUUUCGCAAGCGGACGACCGUAUCGAGGAGCCUCAGGACGGAGCUAAAUUCCUAGACGAAUCGAUGGUCACGAUUACGAGGGACAAUAACGUUAGAUUCUAAGUUUUUAAGGAUGAUCUGUAAUUCAAUCAUCUUCUGCCUGCUAGAUCAAACUGAUAAAUAACAGCUUGCCAAAAACAAACUCGCCAUGAUUACCAAACGAGAAUUAUUGGAAAUAACCGCAAUUUUUAUGGAUAAUUUUAAAUAACUGAUCAAAAAACACCAUCAAUCUAUUCUGGAGAAUUUUGUGUGGCAAAAGCUCUACUCAGAAAUAUUUAGACAUUAAGAAGCGAAACGACUGAUUCAUCGUGUACUAGAUAUUCUUGUUCGACGUAAAAUGAAUCAUGAUCUCCAUUUUCAAUUGCGGUACUAAAUGUUUGACACAUGCGGUACUAAAUAAAUGACUUAUCGACAUUAAUUGCGAUACUAAAUGAAUAACUUAGUGACAUUCUAGGUGAUAACUUAAUUUUUUAUUCAACAACAUUAGUGAUCAUCGAUCGUCUUGGAAAAUCUCGUUCUUUAUCUUCACUUAAGUCUUUGUAUAAGAAACACUUACGCUUAUUCAUGGAAAUCUUCUGUGAUAAUUAUCAGCCAAUGUUUGAGCGUCAAUUAUUCUUCACAGACUGAGCUUUUUAAAUAACAUUUAUAACUAUAAUGAGCGAGAGGGAGAAAGAGAGAGAUAGAGAGAAGGAAAUGCGUUGGAAAGAUGUGUGAACGUUAUUUUGUUUUCUCUCGUGCACCCAGCAUCUCUCUUACGAAAUUACGCUAAAUAAUAAUAGUAGUCGCUC